AUGCCUAAACGUAGUGCAGAGGAAAAGAUAGCACAUUAUACGCGUAAAAUUCAAAGAAUACAAGAAAAGAAACUCAAGCGAAAUCGCCGAGUUAUACCAGUGCUACCAGAUUCUUCAGAUUCUGAAGAAAAAUCAGGUCUGGUCUGCAUGCACUGUGGACACGUCCGGCUCGCUUGCUUACCGCGCGCUUCUCAUCUUACCGCGCGCUUCUCAGAUAACUUCUCAAAUAACGAAGAAUUGGAAAUGCCUGUCCCAAAUUCGAAUGAAGAACCGCCACCGCAACCUCAAGCGGAGGCAGGUGAUAUUGAGACAGCCCCUGUACUGGACGCGGAGUUACUGACAGCUCUUGGGGAGGCCACAGACGAUGCUCCAAAAUAUGGCGAAAAUAUCCAUCCCGACUUGGCACAAAGAUGGUUACCUAUAUUACGUAAAGGUAUGGACAAAGAAGCCAAGGACAAACUCAUAAAAGAGUACAGUAUACCAGAAAACUGUAAAUUAUUAAGAGCACCGUCCUUAAAUGCCGAAAUCUCUGCGGCAGUUACAGACAUAGCAAGAGGUCGCGACAAGAAAAUCGAAGCAGAACAACAGCAGUUAGGCGUUGGAUUAUCUGCUAUAAACAGAGCCAUGACCUUACUUCUAACGACCGAUGAUAAACAAAGUAAGGUACAAGCGAUAAAAAUCCUAUCUGACGGAUGUCGGAUUUUAUCUGACCUACAUUACUCAGAAACGCAGGCCAGAGUAAAACUGGUCACUCCAGGAUUAGACAAAGUCUUUCUCAAUCUGAUUCAAGAUGUCGAGAGAGACGAGACCCUCUUCAGCAGUAAGCUCUCAGAAAAGAUUAAGGCAUCAAAGGCGAUCGAAAAACAAAGCUCUCAGAUUAAAAAGACAGUCACGACCCCAGCCAGCUCAAAUACAUUUCAGACUGCAGGUCCAUCGUACUCUCGGUACCGGGGAAACUGGACGAGGCCCGCUCGCUUCCAACCGACGAGCCGACGAGGGCGCGGCGGGCCACGCUGGAGCACGCCGGCAGCUUACAGACCGGCAGCGCCGACCCCGCGCAGCCGCAGCCCAAGACAGCUUACACCAGGCCACGUGCGAAAGCGCGACAGUAACUCAGGUACACGCCGGUCGGCUUAA
Cydia splendana is the source of this 1137-nucleotide messenger RNA. RefSeq lists its product as uncharacterized. The record is from RefSeq and is a predicted model, not a curated record. Lineage: Eukaryota; Metazoa; Arthropoda; Insecta; Lepidoptera; Tortricidae. The transcript is spliced from 3 exons. Bases 1 to 1137 code for a protein of 378 amino acids.